CCGAGCUUUCCUGCACGGAUAAUGGACUCAUCCUCGGUGAGCAGGAACUGGAAGGUGGUCCUGAAACAUCAGGAUCAAGAGUUGACAGAAACAGCACCAACUGGUUACCUCUGGACUCCACAGAUGUGGGACAUGUGGCCGAAUACCUCCCAUCCUCAGAGUCUGGUAAUGACAAGAGUUUUGCUGCACUAAGGACUGAUGAAAGUGCAGGGACCAUGUCCGGGCAGGGGACUUCAGAGACUAAAAGUGGCACAGCCCCCCCUGGCCCCAGUCCAGCACCUGCAAACAAAGCACGCAAGACCACGCCCAGACCUGCUGUCAGUCAGAUGAAAGAGUCUUUUGACAGGAUAGUAGAAGAAAUGACCAGGAUAAAAAUGGUGAGAAAUGUUGCGCUCCAGCCGGAAACCCCCCCAAAGGAGACCACUAUACAAAACCAGCUACCUGCCUCUGAUCCACAAGUGAAGUCAGCCCAGAGAAAGAAGAGGAAGAUGGGAAAGCAUUGCCUUAUGCCCAAUGAGAAAUUACAUGGGACAGCACAGAAAACCCUCCUGGAAAUGUUUGACAAAGUCAAAUUGUCACCAGACAGCCCAGAGCCUUCAGACGAAGAAAAUAUAGAUGGGAUGAGAGUAGCAAACAAGUCUCAGGAUGACAAGUUGGUGAAGAUUGAGUCCGAGGACGAGGAGGGCCAGGACACCUCAGACCAAAGUACAUCUGAAUCCAUCUCUCAGAUGGGAGAUGAGCAAGACUCACAUGAUUCACGUGAAGAGGUUGAAGAGGAAGGAACUGACUCAGACUCGAGCUCGGUAUCCAUUUCAAUAAGGAGAGUAAAAAAGAAAUCAAGGAAAGACAUGGGCUGGUUCAUUCCAUCCAGGAAAAUUAAAAGCAAGACAGAUGUCACAGACAUGUCUAGGCCAGCAGUAGAGGCGGAUCCUGUGCAAGAGCUCCCACUCUGCAGCUGCCGAAUGGAGACCCCAAAGAGUCGAGAGAUUUUUGUCCUGGCAGAUGGGAAGUGUAUGGCCCUGGAGAGUGCUGACGGACAACUGACCCGAUGCCAUGGUGCCGUCGUAAAACACGAGAUGAUGCGUCCGUCCAACUCCGUUCAGCUGUUGGUCCUGUGUGAGGACCAUUGGAACGGCAUGGUUAAGCACCAAUGCUGCCCUGGCUGUGGCUUAUUCUGCAGAGCUGGGACUUUCAUGGAAUGCCAGCCAGACAUCGGUAUUUCUCACCGCUUCCAUCGUGCUUGUGCCUCGGUGCUGAAAGGCCAGAGCUUCUGUCCCCACUGCGGAGAAGAGGUCAGCAAGGCCAAGGAAGUCACCAUCGCCAAGACCACACUCGAGUCCUCUGAGGGCAGGGUAGAUACCACUACUGACAGCUCAUCUUGUAUACCUGUAGCUGCUGAAUUCAGUGGUAAGGCAGAUAGUUCAUUGCCUGUUCGUUCUGGACACGGGAUCGACGACUCUGCCAUUCCUGGGGGGUCCAGAUCAGAAGUACCACCACUGGCUGGGACAGGGGUUGCAUUGCCAUCUAUAGCCCCUACAGGACUACCUAAAGAAACGCUGAACAGCAUUCUUGUAGCCCUUGAUACAGAGAAGCCCAAGAAACUACGUUUCCACCCAAGGCAGCUUUAUAUUUCAGCGAAACAGGGAGAACUCAAGAAGGUCAUAAUGAUGCUGAUCGAUGGCAUAGACCCGAACUUCAAAAUGGAAACCCAUGAUAAACGCAGUCCCCUACAUGCUGCUGCUGAGGCAGGCCACCUUGAGAUCUGCCACGUCCUUCUACAAGCUGGUGCAAACUUGAACAUGUGUGAUUCUGAUGAGCACACACCACUUAUGGAUGCCUGUGAGAACAACCACCCCGAGGUGGUCGUCUACCUACUGAGAGCAGGAGCCAGUGUCACACAUAAGGAUAUUGAAGGGUUUACAUGUCUCCACCUAGCGGCAAAGUGUGGGCACUACACGAUCGUUGAGACGCUUCUCUCAAGUGGACUCGUCGACAUCAAUUGCCAGGAUGACGGUGGUUGGACAGCCAUGAUCUGGGCUACAGAGUACAAGCACAUAGACCAGGUUAAGCUGCUUCUCUUUAAAGGGGCGGACGCUGACAUCAGGGACAAGGAGGAAAACACAUGCCUUCACUGGGCAACCUUCUCUGGCUGUGUGGAGAUUGCCGAGUUGCUCAUAGACGCUCACUGCGAUCUGCAAGCUGUCAACAUCCAUGGAGACUCCCCUUUACACGUUGCUGCACGGGAAAACCAUCUGGAUUGUGUCAAGAUCCUGCUGUCUCGAGGGGCGGACCUCUUCAUCAAGAACCGUGACGGAGACUGUCCUUCAGACAUCUGCAACUUCAGCUCUCGGGUCUGGCGAGUCAUGAACGCCACUAUGAGGGAACGGGAUGCGAAAAAUCUCAAACCCACGAAGAAGCAAGAAAAGCUCCUACACCGCGACAUAAGUAGCGGGCAUGAGAGGGUCCCAAUUCCCUGUGUGAACUCUGUGGACAGUGAACCUUAUCCAAAGAACUACAAAUACAUCCCCGAGUGCUGUGUCACCUCCCCUAUGAACAUUGACAGGAACAUCACACACUUACAGUACUGCGUGUGCGAGGAUAAAUGUUUGGCAAGUAUCUGCAUGUGUGGACAACUCAGCCUGCGCUGUUGGUAUGACAAGAAGGGUUGUCUGUUACCUGAAUACUACAGACAGGAUUCUCCCUAUUUAUUUGAGUGUAACCACGCUUGUUCCUGUUGGAAGACGUGCAAGAACCGUGUUGUACAGAACGGACUGAGGAUUAGGCUCCAGCUCUUCAGGACCAGCAAGAAAGGUUGGGGUGUCCGGACGCUGCAAGACAUCCCCAUGGGGGCGUUUAUAUGCGAGUAUGUGGGCGAGAUCAUCCCAGAGCAGGAAAUGAGAAUGAGGCAAAAUGACAACUACCUCUUUGGCCUGAGCAAUAAGGUAGUAGAACACAAAGAUGAGUACUUCAUUGAUGCCUGUUUCUAUGGAAACAUCAGCCGGUUCAUCAACCACAGUUGCGAGCCCAACAUAUUUACCUGUCGAGUCUUCACAACACACCAAGACAUUCGUUUCCCACACAUCGCCUUCUUCUCUUACCGUAAAAUCAAGGCUGGAGAGGAGCUGGGAUUUAACUACGGUGAAGAGUUCUGGAAUAUCAAAGGGAAGACGAUCUCCUGUGAAUGCGGCUCCAAAAAUUGCCUGUAUUCAUCAUCAGCCAUGACUAUGCUCCAAGCUGACAGCACACCCGAGGACCAGCAGCAGCCCAGCGCAUUGCCUGAACCUGACCCUGAACCUUCAAGUCCUUUCUAAUUUCUGCACCAGCUAACCUCCACACCACUCCUCGCCGCCAAAUCCCACCCCUCAAAAAUGAAACAACUUCUGGGCCUGCUGAGGACCAUCUCCAUUCUCUUUGAACUCUACAGCCUUUACCAAUGGCUCUGUUUCUUCUGUUUCGAGUGAAACUGUAGUUAAUGGCCACGCCCGUAUUUGCAUAUGCAACUGGUCGUUGGUUUCGGUCAUUAUGCCACUGUAUUGUUUUUAGGGUGGGGAUAGCUGCAGUCAGUUUAGGUCAAAGAGGUCACUUUUGCCCCUUUUCCACUACAUGGUACCGGCUCAACUCGACUUGACUUUUUCAUUUUCCAUUACUGGAAAGUACCGGCAUUUUGGUAACCGUUACCACUUUUCUGGCACCACCUUUGUCAGAGUUCCAAAAAAACUGGAGCAGGUACCAAAAUCAAUGCAGACCAGCUACACUGAGGGGGUACUGUUACGGUAAUGGAAAACGACACUCUGCGAGUUGAGUCGAGCCGGUACCAAUUCAACCUUUUUUGAUUUUCUCACCUGGAUUAUUGAGCAUGCAUCAAGACAAUCCAGCAAAAUGAGCUGAAUUCAUUUUAUUGAUUUGGCUGACCCUUGGUUAAAGGCAUGUUUAGGGUAGUACUCACGUCAUAACUCAGCUGUGGCGGAAUUGAUUGAAGCCUAAUUAAGUUGGGUGGGGGACAAGCAAAUGGUGCUGACAAAAGGACACUUUUUUUCAUUUUGCAUUACUCGAGUGGAUAGGAUGUAAAGUAAGAGUUUUGAGUUUUUACGUUGUUGUUUUUUUUUUUCCUCCAGUUAACUGUUGGCCUUUUCAAUAUUGUUCAGGAUUUAAUUUUGACAUGAGCCAACCUAUAAUUUCUUUUUUAAAUGUUAGUAAAACAUUUACUCUUGUGCAAAUUCUUAAUAUUCUUGAGUUGGGGGGAAAAAAAGUUACAAAGAAAUGCACUUCCUUUAAUUUGUUACAUAUUUCUGGACCGUGAAGCAUCCGUCUACUUGGUUGUAUCUUUUUCAAUAAAUUUAAUACUAA
This is a messenger RNA of Lampris incognitus (smalleye Pacific opah), 4347 nucleotides long. It is a transcript of the gene ehmt1b, whose product is annotated as euchromatic histone-lysine N-methyltransferase 1b. Gene Ontology annotation, cellular component: nucleus. The coding region runs from base 216 to 3311 and encodes 1031 amino acids. Gene Ontology annotation, molecular function: histone methyltransferase activity; zinc ion binding; protein-lysine N-methyltransferase activity. NCBI's taxonomy places the organism in Eukaryota, Metazoa, Chordata, Actinopteri, Lampriformes, Lampridae. The transcript has 23 exons. The record is from RefSeq and is a predicted model, not a curated record.